This is a messenger RNA of Calypte anna (Anna's hummingbird), 3740 nucleotides long. RefSeq names its product osteoglycin (gene OGN). NCBI's taxonomy places the organism in Eukaryota, Metazoa, Chordata, Aves, Apodiformes, Trochilidae. The coding region runs from base 309 to 1190 and encodes 293 amino acids. Gene Ontology annotation, molecular function: protein binding. The transcript has 7 exons. The record is from RefSeq and is a predicted model, not a curated record.
CUGCUCCAGGAUAUUACCUCUUACCCUUGGGAAAGAAUUCUGGCAAAGCAUUUCUUACCCCAUGGAAAGCACUUUUAAGGCUGUCAAACUUUUCAGAGUAUUCACUUCAACAAGUUGGAUGUAAUUCAUAACUUUACUCUUUUAUCAGUCCAAUUAGGUUAACAUAUAGAUGAGGAUAUAUGGUUUCACAACAACCAUAGAAGAACUUUGAAUCUGCUAAAACGUCACAAAGAAAGUAUUCUCCAUAGUCAACACACGAGCAGCUCGUCACCAGCUCAGUGAAAGCAGACACAUUGCUCUGUGCAAGAAUGAAGACUUUGCAGACUACUUUUUUGUUGUUUGCACUGGUACCUUUGGUAAAUUCAGCACCACCUAUACAGCAAGAAUCAGCCCAGUUCUAUGACUAUGAUACAGAUGUUACCAUGGGAAGCCUGAUCCAUCAAGAUUAUGAAAUGCAAUCCAAGGAUAUAAGAAAGGAUGGAGCAAACAUUUCUCUUGACACCUCCCUAAAACUGCAAGGGGAUGACAGCCAACUCGAUGCACCACCAACAAAGGACACAAAUUUACCUACUUGUCUGCUCUGUGUGUGUUUAAGUGGAUCAGUAUAUUGUGAGGAAAUGGACAUCGAAGCUGUACCCCCACUGCCCAAGGAAACAGCGUACCUUUAUGCACGAUUUAACAAAAUAAAAAGGAUUGCAGCCUCAGAUUUUGCUGACAUUACUACCUUGAGAAGAAUCGAUUUCAGUGGAAACAGAAUAGAAGAAAUUGAAGAUGGAGCCUUUUCAAAGCUUCUGUUACUGGAAGAACUUUCUCUUGCUGAAAAUCAACUUAUGAAACUUCCUGUUCUACCUCCCAAACUAACAACAUUUAAUGCAAACCAAAACAGACUCAAAAGCAGAGGAAUCAAAGCAAAUGCUUUCAAGAAACUGACAAAUUUGGCCUACCUCUACUUAGGACAUAAUGCACUGGAAUCUGUUCCUCUUAACUUACCAGAAAGCCUGCGUAUUCUUCACCUUCAGUACAACAAUAUUACUACAAUCACUGAUGACACGUUCUGCAAAUCUAACAACACGCGUUACAUCCGAACAAGUAUGGAUGAGAUAAGGAUGGAAGGCAAUCCCAUUGUCUUGGCAAAGCAUGUUAAUGCUUUUUCCUGCUUGAGAACACUGCCUGUAGGAACAUACUACUAGCCACUACCUCGGAAAUCUUACAUGCCAAAACCUAAACAUGGUAACAAAAGAUCAUUAUCUUUCCUCUGUUUACAGGUUUAUACCCUCCCCCUUAUUAAUGCUAUUUCCUUGCGUAUCCAGACCUUUUACUAUGUUGAAAUGUGGGUAUUUUAUGAGAUAACUACUUCAAAACAGCCUCUUUAUUUACUAGUUACAAUCUCACUCAUGAUUUCAGAAUCUUUCCUGUAAAUGAAGCUAUAGAAAUAUAUAUACACACAUACCUUCUCAACUUGUAUUUCACUACAUAUUCUUUUUGUGUAAGUGAAAUCACACAAGCAGCUCCUUAUUCACAUUCUUUACCAAUACCCAAAACAAUCACCACGUGCUAAUUUCAGAUGCAAAAGCAUGCUUUGAUCAAGCCACAGAGGAUUAUCUAAUUCUGUUUCAAUUCCAAUUCCACUUUUUAAUCUGAAAUGAAAGUUUUUCAGUUGUCCUUCAAAAGUGUAUUGGAUGAAGUUGCAUAUAAAAUAAUGUUUAGAAACACAACUUCUGAAAGCUUAACUUCAUAGAAGCAUCCCUAAAAACUUAGUUUGUAGAAAAUUAGAAUACUUAUUUAGCCUUAGAGCACCACACAACAUAGCAAGUGCAACUUUUCAAAGGCUUCUUAAACCUCCUUAGAUAACUUUGCUUUCAAAAUAAUCUAAGUGUGUGUGUAUACAUUUUUAUUUUAUUUUUUACACAAGGUAUUUUUAAUUGAAAUUCACAAAUUCUGCUCAGCUGUACUCCUGAGAGUCUUUUACACAACACCAUCUUCCCAUUUUAAUAUAAUGGUCUAAGUACAGCAUAGCAUGACUCCAAGUAUAUUUGUUCCUAGCAGAUUAUGUAGGCCAAGCCUUGUUCCACUGCUUUUUCCUGACAAGGAAACGGGACAAUAUAACUAGCAGCAAAGCUGAAUUAUGUUUUUACCUGUAAACAAGUACAACUUCAGCUAAAAGUCCAUGCAAAGAAACAGAAGUACCCUUGUACAGCAAUGCUCUUGCUCACUCAGGAAAAAAAAGAAUCAGAUGUUUCAAUUGAAAAGAGAAAAUGAUUCUAUCAUAAUCUAAAAAUAGUGUUAACUACUCAAGAAAAUUUAACUAGCAGAAUCUCACUCCGCUUCUUUAAACUAUGUAGUGCAUUAAAAACACAAAAUGACACAAGGCCUCAACAGUCACUUCAUAUAAUCAAUGUGACACCAUGUUCCAAUUACACACCUAUGCAUUUCUGACACCUCAGUUUCAUUUUCUCCCCUCAAACACCUACCACAAAUGUAAACUCUUCAGAAUGCCUGAAGUGUGCUAGUUACUACUACCAGAUCAACUUUGUACUAACUUAAGAUAGUAUAGAUUCCUAAUUUGUAGCUAUAGUUAAGAAACAAAUGCAUGAUGAUGUAUCACUACAUCUAAAAUACUGAUUUUAUAAGCUAUUUUGUAUUAGUUUGGUUUAUCUUACUUUGCUAAGCCUUGAUUUGUUAGUGCUUGUGCUAUGGGGAAUUAAGUACACAGUUAUGAACAUUCUGAUGAUCUGUGACUACGACUUUUGCAACCUAAGUGACUUUUAGUCACUUCUUAAGUGACUAUGUCAAGCAUCAACUGUGGGGGUUCAUCUUUCUGGAAAGAGGAUACAAUUACAAGAUUAAGUAUAAAAUAUUUUUCCCUGAAUUCAUUACCCAAGGAAGACAUAGGAAUCCCAGCAUUUUCCAUUUUAAGUCAUUUGGUGUAACAAGAAAAAUUCCAUUGUUUUAAUGCAACUGAGAACAAAACUAAGACUGACAAGCAAGAAUAAUAUGUAGCUUUCAUUUUCCCACGGUAUUUAUAAAACUUCAGUGUUCCCAUGUUUUCUGCAAAAGGUAAAAAAUAACCGCAAAGCAUGUAAAAAUACAUUCCAACUUCAAGCCAAAUAUAUUAGAAAAGAAAAAAAAAGCCACCAAUUUUCUCAUACCUCUUCUGAUAAAUGCCUAAGAUAGAGAAAACACAGAUAGACAUGUAAGUGUAAGAACAUUACAAAGCAGUCAUUAUCUGAUCCAACUCUCAUCACAAAUUGUUACUGCUAAAGAAAGCUCUAUCAUUAAUAGGAUCAGUAUUGCUAAAACAUUUCCUAUAAAAACAAUUGUGUAUACACAAAUAUAUGCAUAUUUAUGUAAUAUGUACACACGUGUAAGCAUUCUAAGACCUAAUCACUACAUUAUUAACUUUACAUUAAAACAUUGUAUGUAUUUUUCAAAAACACUAAAUACCAACAGUAGACUAAUAAAUGCUUUUAGUAUUUUAUAAACAAACCAAAGUAGACAACUGAUACCUUCUGAAAGCCUCAUGCAGGCAGUAAGUUCUCCAAUAUAUUUUAAUUUACUUUUCCCAUUCAUAGCAAGGCAACUCAUCAAAACAUUACAAGAGAAGGGAUUCAGCUUGCAGGAUUUUUGCUUUUUGUUUGUGUGACCAGUACUACUAUCAAGUUGAAUGUACACCCCUCUUUUUUUUCUUAUCACUCAUUUCUGUUCUGUAUUGCCAAUAAAACUUGAAAUUUUUUCUUGUU